Molecule: messenger RNA, 624 nt
Organism: Papaver somniferum (opium poppy)
Lineage: Eukaryota; Viridiplantae; Streptophyta; Magnoliopsida; Ranunculales; Papaveraceae
Product: receptor-like protein 14
Exons: 1
Coding region: 1-624 (207 amino acids)
Molecular function (GO): protein binding
Source: RefSeq, a predicted model, not a curated record
AUGCGGCAAUUUGAGAAAUUGUACGACUACAGUUCAGGAGUCGAUCUAUCAUGUAACAUUCUUGACGGAAACAUUCCAAAAGAGAUAGGUUUAUUAAAUGGACUUGUUAUGCUUAAUUUGUCGCAUAAUCAUUUAUCCAGUAAUAUCCCAGUGAGCGUUGGAAACAUGUCUAGUCUAGAUUCUUUGGAUUUAAGUUCCAACAGACUGUGUGGACAUAUCCCACAAUCUCUGACAUCAAUCGACUCCCUUGGAUUUCUAGACUUAUCUUACAAUGAUUUGAGCGACAAAGUUCCGAGAGGAGUUCACUUUGAUACAUUGGGUUUGGAUGGUUCUGCUUUCUCUGGGAAUGAUUUAUUGUGUGGAUAUCCUAUGGGAAAAGAUUGUGAAGGUGACCAUGACAUUAAUAACAGCCAUGGCAAUGACCCUUCAAAAGAAUUUGAAGAAAAAGACCAAGAUGAUGUAAAAGAAAAAUUGUUGUUAUAUGCUAUUGUCUCCUUGGGGUUUGCAGUUGGAUUUUGGGGUUUGUUCAUUGUUUUGCUUGUAAGGAAACAAAGAUGGUGGUUUCCGUAUUGGAAGUUUAUUAACACUGUUGCCGUUGGAAUAAUAGAAUUUAUUCAAAACUAG